AUGGGUCUCUCCAAUCAUCUCCACGGCGUUUCCGGUGAUUCUCUCCCCCUCCUCAUCCUAGCCGCCGCCGCCUCUUCCCUCGUCCAUCUCCGGUCGGUUCUUCUUCGCCUCCUCCCAUUGUCCGCAUCCGCUGCCGACCCCGAGCCGUCCCUCGGUUCUGGCCUCGUCGUCCUGGCGGACCACCUCCUCUCCGAUCGGGCCUUCCCCUUCUACUACCCGGAGGAGCGGGGGGUGGGCCAGUGGCCUGCGCGCGCGGUGUGCCUCUGCGGCCUCGCCGACGGAGACCGCGUCCGGCGGCUUCCCUGCAGCCACGUCUUCCACAGGGAGUGCCUUGACGACUGGCUCCACCACCAGCUGAACCUGUCGUGCCUCCUGUGCCGCUCGCAGCUGGCCGAGCCGGACAUCCGCGCCGCCGCCGAGCGCGGGAUCGGGGCCCAGCUGGUCCAUCGAAACUAUGAUCGAUGA
Molecule: messenger RNA, 465 nt
Organism: Musa acuminata AAA Group (dessert banana)
Lineage: Eukaryota; Viridiplantae; Streptophyta; Magnoliopsida; Zingiberales; Musaceae
Product: E3 ubiquitin-protein ligase RHA2A-like
Exons: 1
Coding region: 1-465 (154 amino acids)
Biological process (GO): protein ubiquitination
Molecular function (GO): ubiquitin protein ligase activity
Source: RefSeq, a predicted model, not a curated record